AUGGCGACUAUCGUUCAAACAUUCUGCGGCGGAGAUGACAUCCGUUUCUCGUGGAUCGAGGCUGCCAAGUCAGCCGACGUCGUUAACAUGGAAAUUGCCGACGGCGUUGCGCCUUCAUCUCUUUGCGAUUGUAGUGAGGAGAUGACUAGCUCUGAAUUGCACCCCUGCGAAGGCUGUACUGAUCCGACACUCUGCAAGAAUCGAUCUUUCGAUAGCACGGGUCGACUUGUGUGUCAGAAGUGCCGCGCGCGCGACCAAGCCAACUUUCGUGGUGAGCGCCGAGCGGGCGAGUCCAUCGCAGCAUUCCUCUGUCACCAGUCUCUUUGGAUCAACUUUCAGCGCGAAUGUGCUCUCCUUGGCUUCAAUCCGAAGGAUCAGAAAUACAAAGCUGUCUUCAACGGUGCUUGGGAGAAGGUUAAGUCACGACUGCCAGGACAAGAUCCACCAUAUUAA
Pseudocercospora fijiensis CIRAD86 is the source of this 453-nucleotide messenger RNA. RefSeq lists its product as uncharacterized. The coding region runs from base 1 to 453 and encodes 150 amino acids. Lineage: Eukaryota; Fungi; Ascomycota; Dothideomycetes; Mycosphaerellales; Mycosphaerellaceae. The transcript is spliced from 2 exons. The record is from RefSeq and is a predicted model, not a curated record.